Messenger RNA from Dromaius novaehollandiae (emu), 5234 nucleotides. RefSeq lists its product as uncharacterized. The transcript has 10 exons. The record is from RefSeq and is a predicted model, not a curated record. Gene Ontology annotation, biological process: response to xenobiotic stimulus; xenobiotic metabolic process; regulation of transcription by RNA polymerase II. Gene Ontology annotation, cellular component: aryl hydrocarbon receptor complex; nucleus. NCBI's taxonomy places the organism in Eukaryota, Metazoa, Chordata, Aves, Casuariiformes, Dromaiidae. The coding region runs from base 127 to 3153 and encodes 1008 amino acids. Gene Ontology annotation, molecular function: protein dimerization activity; transcription cis-regulatory region binding; nuclear receptor activity.
CGGGCGCCGCCCGCCGGCCCGCCCGCCCGGCGCCGCUGCCGCCCUCGGUGCCCGCGCCGCCCGCCCGCCCGCCUGGUGCUCGGCGCUGCCGGUGCGAGCGGUCGGUGCUGCCGCCGCCGCCCCGGGAUGUACGCCGGGCGGAAAAGGAAGAAGCCGGUGCCGAAGAGCCCCAAAACACCACUUGAGUGUGUGAAGUCCAAUCCCUCCAAACGGCAUCGAGACCGGCUCAACCAGGAGCUGAACAAGCUGACUGGCUUGCUGCCCUUCCCUGAAGAUGUACGCACCAGGCUCGAUAAACUCUCCAUCCUCCGACUGGCUGUGGGAUACCUGAAGGUGAAGAGCUACUUCAUGGCUUCUGGGACGGAUGUUGGCAGCCAUGUGCUGGAUCAGCCCAAGGCUCCAAGAGGGAAUGGACGGACAUAUCUGCAAGCCAACAGGGCGUCAUUUCCUGAAGGGGACCUUCUGCUCCAGGCACUCAAUGGAUUUCUCAUCACCGUGAGUGGAGAUGGCUGUAUCUUCUAUGUCUCCCCUACAGUGCAGGACUUCCUGGGGUUUCAUCAGUCGGAUCUCAUCUACCAGAGUGUGUACGAACUGAUCCACAUAGAUGACAGAGCCACCUUCCACUGCCAGCUCCACUGGGCCUUGAACCCUCCUGCACCCAGCAGGGCCAAGUACACUGCCCAUGUCAUGCCUGUGGGCCAGACUCUGACAGCUGGAUACAGCACCAUGUACAGCCCCCAGCACCUCCCCCCUGAGAACACUUCCUUCAUGGAGAGGAGUUUCAUCUGCCGUCUCCGCUGCUUACUGGAUAACUCCUCAGGAUUUCUGGCCUUGAAUUUCCAUGGACGCUUGAAAUUGCUUCAUGGGCUGCAGAAGAGGGCAUCCAGUAGGUCCUCAGUGCUUCCCCAACUGGCUCUCUUUGCCAUCGCAACUCCCCUCCAGCCAUUCUCAAUCCUGGAGCUUCAGACCAAGACGUUCAUCUUCCAGACAAAGCAUAAGCUGGACUUUACUCCAACUGCCUGUGAUUCCAGGGGGAAGGUUGUGCUGGGAUAUACGGAAACAGAGCUGUGUAUGAGGGGAUCCGGAUACCAGUUUGUGCACGUGGCUGACAUGAUGUACUGCGCGGAGAACCACGUGAGAAUGAUGAAGACAGGGGAGAGUGGCCUGACAGUUUUCAGGCUACUGACCAAGAAGGCUGGCUGGGUCUGGGUCCAGGCCAAUGCCAGGCUGGUGUACAAAGGAGGCCAGCCUGACUGCAUCAUCGCCAGACAGCGGGCCCUCUCAAAUGAAGAAGGGGAGGAACAUCUGCGGAAGCGAAACCUGCAGCUGCCUUUUAGUUUUGCCACAGGGGAAGCAGUCUUAUAUGGCAAUGACCUUCCUGAUUUCCUGGAUUCCUUCCAGACUAAGGAGGAGUUUCAGACAAAUAAAGACUCCCACAUGGAACAGUGCUCAGUAGACCCCAGUUCUCUUCUUGAGGCCAUGAAGAAGCAGGAUGCAUCUGUGUAUGUCUCUCAUGCUGAUAAUGUGCUGCAGUUCCCCUUGACAGAUCUCAUCAGUGAGCCUGAUGGGCCAGGCCAGGAGAAGAAAGCUAGCGACACCAAGGAGGACAGCGACUCCCUCCUGGUCAUCAUUGAAACCCUCUUUGAGAAAAGUGAGGUGGACGGGAACAUCUGCCAGACCCUCCAGAACCUCAGUGCGGACAACAUGGAGCUGCAGCAGUGGGAGGAGACUGUGUUUGGCUUGGGUGCAGAGCAGCUGACAUCUCAGAACACUGGUGAGAGGCUGGGCAGUGGGGCGAAUGCCUACACGGAACAGAUGCCAUUCAGGAAGGACACUGGGAAGAGCAUGGACUUCCCACACUGCAGUGCAACGGUGGCCUCCUGCAGUGAGGAAAGCAGUCGUGCAGCUCUCUGGGCAAUUAGUUCAGCAGCUCCUGUACCACUGGGGUUUCAAACACCACUGCAGUGUCAGGCACCUGAUGCACAAGACCAAGAUGCUGUGGUCUCUCUUGUCUCCAUUAUGUCCAAGGGCAACUCUGCUCAACCCGAACAGCAGGUGCCAUUUAACCCAGCUGGGCUCGUGAAAGGAACCACCCCAGGUACUUCAGGCUCCCGAAGCAAGCCAUCUGUAACAGGUCAGCUGGCAAACCCAGGACAAUUGUUUCAAGGAAAAGAUACCAGCUCCCUUCCUGCAGACAGCAUUGUUCCUAAAAAUCAGAGCCAGACAGGGUGCCAGCUGAUGGGCUCAGGCUAUCCACCUCCAUUGGAUUCAAAUGCAUUAGUGACUCAGUGGCACAAUACUCCAGUCCUGGCAAACCCAGCCAAUGCUUUGGGGCAGAGCAUCGCUCCAGGAGAUUGCCCAUCAGAAGCUUGGGUGACUGUGGCUCCAAAAAAGCUGGGAGUGGUAGGAAUGCAGAUGGAGUCACAGCAAACUGCUCUGGCUGGUAACCAGCAGAGCGUGCUUGGCUCCCCAGAGGCUGGGCUGCGCUUGUCGCCUUUGCAACCCGCUCCUUGGCCUGAACAGGACUUGCGCAAGUCUUGCACAGUCCAGUUCUCUGCAAUUGAGGACCUCCGUAAUGCAGCAGCAGCUCUCCCUGUGCGAGAAUCAAAGCCAUUAGAAGCUGGCCAGCAGCCAGGAAAUGGGAACUUCCCCAAACAGCCUUCUGCUCCGCCCACAGUGUCCAGCUUUUACUGGGAAGGGGACUGGGUGAUGCUCCAAGAGGACAAGUGGUUAAUGCAGCCCCGGCCACAACUUGUGCAGGCUGGGACACAUCCUCAGGGAUGCAGUGAGCUAAUUCCAGUGCAACACAACAGCAUCCUGCUGGAUAAUAGCAUGGACCCAAACACCCAGCAGACAGAACACACUGUGCUGCCUCAGUGGGAGUAUGGCAAUAGCAAGGGCUUCUUUAAACAUCAAAAUACCUUUCUUAAGGAUGUCCCUAAAAUAUCCCUUCCCCAGCGCCCAAGCACUUUGUCUUGCCACAGUGAGAGCCACCCUGGAGCAUCACAUUACUCGUCAGGACCCAUGCUGGGUUGCUCAACAACUCUCCCUGUGGAGGUAGGUGCAAAAGCACCCUCCCCUGAGCUAGGGCCUUGCUUUCCAUCAGUGUCCUUCACAGACAGACAGGCAGGUGGGCAGCCACUCUGUGCUUGAAAUGUUCAGUUCAAGGUGAGGUGUGAAGGCUGCGGGACCUAAGAGGCACCUGUUUGCACACGUGGAGCAAGGGGUGGUGAGCAGGGGUACAUGGUGACAGAUGGGGUGUUGUUUGCUGGCAGUUGUAGCUGUCUGUGCACCCUUUGUGUGAUGAAGCCAUCUGGCUUCCAGGCUCCUGAGCAAGAAAAAUGCCCAGAAAUGCUUCAGACCACAAGGAUAGCUCUAAGUAACAGGCCCGUUUCUUUGAAUUAAUAUUUUUAGAAUAUUUUCCUGACCCUUCUUCCAGCCAGCUCUUUAAAACUGUGUAGGAAAAGUCUGUUUUCAAACCUCAUUGUUCACUAGUAUCUGCAGUUUGGGAGCCAUAUUUUGAAAAGUAUCUGGCAAUUACGGGCUUUUCUGUACUUGGCCAGGCACCCCCUCAAGUGAUGCCGCAUACUUCCUGGUCAGUCAGGAUUUUAUCUUCCAGUGCCUGAAAUGAGGUGCUGCAGCAGACCUUCAGGUAGCAUAGUAUGAAGUGUUUUGCAGCUUCUCCAUGAGAAUUUAUUCAGGGAAAUGCAGCCAUGUUGGAAGGGAGGUUUGUCUCUCUCUUGGGGUCCAAGGAAGGAGGAAUCAUGGAUAUGUCUCUCCUGCAGUGAUGAUGUCAGCCACCAGCAGGCAAAGGAAUCUGAAAGAGGGGUUCUGAGAGAGCCUGACCUCCCAGCCCAGGGACAAUAUUCAUAUAUUGGCAUGAGUAUCAGCUGCUGAGACACAGCUGGAGUUUGCAGUGAAAUCUUCCUUUCCUUCUCAUCAUGGUGUAAGACCUCCUUCCCUACUUGCUGGCCAGCAAGCUCCUAGGAGGCUCUUGCAGACUGGCCAGCCAGUCUGGCUUUGCAGGCACACACCAUUAAACUGCUGUUUCUAUAAGCAGCGUAGUCUCACCAUCACCCAUGUGUGUGGAUCAUCCCAGACUGACUGAACACCUCUGCUCUGCUCCUUGCUCCCUGUCUCCAUCCCUUCCUCUUCUUCCCUUGUGAUCAGGACAUAGCCCAACCCCAAGGUGACCCUGCUUCCUUAAAAAGGGGGAUGUUAUAAAGCACUUUGAGAAGCUCAGCAGCCUCUGAAGGGUCUCACAGGGAGGUGGAGUUGGCUACAGUAGAGGCAUAUCAUGUUUUUGGCCUCCUCAGCUAUCUUUUCUGGGGAAUCUUGGAGGAAUGGGUACAAACCAGUCCAUGACCUUCCCCAUUCAGCCGAGUAGAGAAGGUCCAGCUGAUCUCCAUUCUGCUCACCCUGGAUGUGCCACUGACUUGUCUUUGCCUUGCCUUCCUUUCUUGUGCUCAGCAGUGCCACCAGACGGAGGAACCCCCUGCGAUGGAGUUUACCCCUGCAGUUGCUAAGGAUGGCAUGCUCUUCCCAAAGUCCUGAUAAAGAAAGGAAGUGAGAGAGCCAGUGACUGUCUUCUGCCUUUCCACUUUGGACUGACUUUGUGGCCUUAAAACUGUUGUCCUGGAAGACCAGGACAACCACUUAUUUAAAUUUCCUUUUAUUGUAUUUCUACCAAAGGAGUAAUUUUUUUUCACCAUGGGCCAAAUUCUCCCAAAUAUGGCAGGGAAAGUCCACAGAAAAAAGAAUGAGGAUGAAGAUGAGGAAUUUGGUUUGAGGCCAGAUGUGGCAAGCGCCAGGUCAGUCGGAGAUGUCAGAGGGGCUGGGGACCUCCAGAUCUACCCCCUUAUGUCCGUUAUGCUGAGCUUCACAUCCCAGGCCUGUCCCCUGUGCUUCUUGCACCAGUGUCAAGUGGGUACUGCUUUUUCUCAUGUGGCAUAGUUACCAGCGGAGCAAUGUGCCAUAGACUGACAAGUCUUUUUGUGUACCAGUGUGCUUCUUUGGUAUUUUCCCCAUGUGCUUCUAAGGUGUUGGCUUUGUGGCAUUAGCCUUCUACUUGGACAGUCAGAGGAAAAGCCACAUCAGAUGCUGUACUCAAAAUGUAGUUUGAUCCUCUGGUCUUCCAUUUGCAUUUAACUAGCAGGCUCCAGGGCUCAGCCACGAAUUCAGGGACUGAAAUUUGGUCUUUGAGCUCUCAGCUGUUCCAAACGUGUUCCCUCUCC